AUGGCGACUAGUACAUCCGCUUCACGACUACAAAGUCCGGGCGACCGCAAUCUGAAGAAUGUCGUACUAGGAGACCUCCUUUUCAAGCCAUGGUACCAGUCUAUCUACCCGGAAGACUUGGUCGCCAAAGACGCCGAUCGCCUAUAUGUUUGUCGCUGGUGCUUUCGAUAUUCGUGUGACGCGGAGACUUUUGCGGCACAUACUCAAGUUUGCGAGCAUCAUAUAACACCACCCGGCACGAAAGUGUACGAACACGGUGGAUACGCGGUAUGGGAGGUUGACGGGGAGGAACAUAAGCUCUUUGGCCAGAACCUGUCAUUAUUCGCGAAGCUAUUCCUCGACCAUAAGACCGUCUUUUUUGAUGUCGCAACGUUCCUCUACUAUAUACUCACCUAUACCGACCCCGAUAAUGCUGAGAACUACCAUGUGCUCGGCUUUUACUCCCAAGAAAAGCUCUCCUGGGACGCGAACAAUCUCGCCUGUAUCUGUGUCUUCCCACCUUACCAACACAGGCAGUUGGGAAAACUCUUGAUGGGGGUGAGUUAUAAACUGAGUGGCUGGGAGUCGCCUGGUGGAUAUAUCGGUGGUCCAGAGAAACCACUGAGUGAUCUGGGCCAAAAGAGCUACAAUCGAUUUUGGUCAGAGCGAAUCGCGAGAUAUUUCCUACGUGGUAAGCAUGGAGAAGAUGCUGAAGUAAUUCCACACAAGCCAAGCACCCCGUCGAAACGCAAGAAACCCCAGCGUGAAACCAUGACCGUCGAAGAGAUCGGACUUGCCACUGGAAUGUUGACAGAGGAUGUUAUUACUGCAGUCAAAAGUAUGGGUGUUGCUCAACCCGAGAAGAAGCGCAAAAUGAGCCGGCUUAUGGGAGAGAAUGAAGCUGAACAGGGCCCGAAGAUGAUGAUCCGUAAGUCGGACGUCUGGAAUUGGGCCAAGACAAAUCAUCUUUCACUAGACGAUCCUGUGAAAGAAGAGGGCUUCGUGAGGAAAUUGCAGUCCACGGGUAGAUCUGAGAAUGACGACGACAGUCUGUCUGAGUGA
Penicillium odoratum is the source of this 1041-nucleotide messenger RNA. RefSeq names its product putative histone acetyltransferase (MysT1). Gene Ontology annotation, molecular function: histone acetyltransferase activity. NCBI's taxonomy places the organism in Eukaryota, Fungi, Ascomycota, Eurotiomycetes, Eurotiales, Aspergillaceae. Bases 1 to 1041 code for a protein of 346 amino acids. The record is from RefSeq and is a predicted model, not a curated record. Gene Ontology annotation, biological process: regulation of DNA-templated transcription. The transcript has a single exon.